Cuculus canorus (common cuckoo) is the source of this 3778-nucleotide messenger RNA. It is a transcript of the gene NOXRED1, whose product is annotated as NADP dependent oxidoreductase domain containing 1. The record is from RefSeq and is a predicted model, not a curated record. NCBI's taxonomy places the organism in Eukaryota, Metazoa, Chordata, Aves, Cuculiformes, Cuculidae.
AUGUGGCAGAGCACAGUCCCUCUCUCCUUGCUUAUUGCAGCAGACCUGCAGAAGCCGGGGCUCACGUGCUUUUACGACAACACUCUGCUGGUGGCCUGGGCAAACAUUGCAUUCUUCUGCUGCCUCCCAUCACAUGUAUUGUCCAUCUGCUGCAUCGUUCACCCCGCCAUCCAGGAACCCUCUGUUGUGUACAGCCUUGUCACUGCUCUCCCUCUCCUCAGUUGCCUCUGCCCUCAGGCUGAAGAACCACCUUUGCUGCAGUACCCUGGAAAAAUAGGGGUCAAUGAUGAGUGGCUGGUGGCCAUUUUCUACACAGCCCUGAGCUGCAGCAAGGGGUAGAUCCUGCCCCACCAGAAGGCGCUGAAGUUACUCAGUGACUGCUGUUUUCCUGAAUGCUGCCCCAUCUGUGCAGAGCAGAAAAAAUCCUGCCCGUAGUUCGGGUUCAAGAGUUUUGUCAGCAGAUUUGCCUCUUCUGUGACUUAAGAGGAAACCUUCCCUUGGUUUGACCUGACAGCUGCACAAUUGAGGGAGUCUCCCUUUAGCCAGCUGAUAGAAAAGAGUGAGUUGGUCCAGUGCCAUCUUGCUCUACUGCACCUGGCAUCCUUUGGAGACUGGCCUACAAAGCAACGUAGGCUGAUCAGCACUAAGACAACUUUAACUGCAGCUGUAGUGGAGCCUGGUGGGAUGUUGGUUGACAAGUCUCCAUUCUCCACAGCUGCUUCUGUCAUUUUCUUAGCAAUUCUAGAGGAAACUCCUGAUUAUGAUUCUAAAUCCUCAUAAACUGUAACAAAGCCCAUGACAGAAUGCUUUGCUGAGGUCUUAUCCCAGCACCCUCAUGGGGCUGAGGGGUGCAAGAACCUGCAUAGUUCGGUCCCACAUUCUUUAAAAUAUUCUAGCCAAUAACCAUGCGUACGCAUUUCCUUUUACAAGUUUCACUCUCUAGACUGCUCAGCAAACUUGCUUCUCCCUAACUGCCUGAGUCUUGCUUUAUUUUGGCCUGAAUUUGGUUAUUACACAGACAUCUUGACCUACAAACUGCUUCGGUUUCACUUAGUUUCUGUUGCAGUUUCAAUAGAAAAAUCAAUUACAAAACCAAAUUACAGUUAUUUUGUAGUGGCUACAGCUUUGGUGUAAAUAACUAAAUAGGAUUGGGCCCAGUCUUUUUUAAAAAAGGGGUUUUUUCCAUGGGUGUCUCAUGGAAACUGUUGGUGCCAGACAAAACAGUGAUGAUUUAGUCAGGAGCGCUUGUUCAGUUGAGCCAGGCUUUAAUCAGUACUCAUUCAUAUUUUCUUGCUGGUGAUAAUGCACCUUCCCCAUCACCACCACAGACUAUGUCAUGCUUCUUUCAAGGAAAAAGGAGGUAACUGGAUAUUCUGUCCAAAUCCACACAGGACAAAGCAUUUUUUUAUUCCCUAAAUUCUCUAGUCUUCUUACAUACUUCCUGCCAUGAUCUACAUGUGUUUCAGUACUGUUUACUAUGAUAAACCGCUGUCUGGUUUUGCUUCACAGUAAAUAAUGUCUGUGGCAAGGCCAAGGAUUAGUUAUGCAUGUUGUAACUGGGCCUCUCACUUAAUUACUGCUGCCAACAGCAGCCGGCAGCACAUUUGUAUGGCAGUUAUUGGAUAUGCCAUUUAUCUUACAUCUGGGCUUUACAGCGAGCCCACUUUGCAGACACUAAAGCCUGAGAGAAAUCUGUUCACUUGAGCUGCAGGGAAGUUGUCAAUCACUGGUAAUUAAAAUAUGUCUAUGAUUGUUAUUUUGUCUUUUUAACCAACAGUGAAGCAGAAGUGAAAGACAGACAGUGGUAAAGCCUGAUUUAUAGCGUCUGCUUCACUUAGUUCCUGGAAGCAAACAAAGGACUGCAGAAAAGAGCCAAUGUGGGGAUGUGUUUGCUGUCAUCAAAUGGCUAUGAGUUCCAAUGACUUUUUCUGUAAUUGGGAGAAGGUGGAACUGUACCUCCUUGGACAAACUGCAAGGUGACAAAGGUAUCAGCCCUGCUGGGCUUCCUACAAAGGUGGAAGUGUAGUGUGAGUCUCUAAUCCUGCCCCUGGGUGCCCUGUGACACAAGGAGAGCAUCUGCUUCUACCCCAGUCUGGGCUUGUUGCAGAGAAGGAACUGUAGUAUAGGGCUCCAGUCCUGCUUCUUGGAUGAACUGUGAGAAAGUGAGGGCAUCUGCUUUCUUUCCUGAUUGGGACUUUUUCUCCAGGAAGAGGCCCAUGUUGGCUUUGUAUGCGAGGGCAAUGAAUCUGCUAAAGAUCCUCAGUCCCCAGCAACUCUCACACAUGUCGUGAACUCUCCUGAAAUACAAGACAAAAUACCAGAAAUUUUUAUUUCACAGGGCAACAGCUAAUGCCAUUAACUCUGUGUCAGAUCAGCAGGAAAAGGAAGUGAAUUUCUGAAUUUUUGAACAGUUUUUACUUGAAGUUACAACUCGAGAGGCAUCUGAAUCCCUGAGCCCGGUGUGACAUUGUGAAAGUGGAGCAGAGUGCUCAUUCUCCAGAUCUACCCUGGGGGACAGCAUUACAUCUGGUUUCUUAGUGGCACAAAUAGCUCUGCUUUCCUCAUUGCAUUUACAGAAAAAACAAGUUAUGGGUGAAUGAGCUGGAAUUUAUUCUGCCUAAUGCAAAAACAUUGCUGUUUGCUAAGUUACAUUGUCAACAACAGAGUCUAUACACAGAAGAGGCUGAAAAACUAAUUAAACCAAGAAGCCAUAUAGCUCAUUAAGAAAGUGAUGGGUGACUGGCUGUCUGAGCCAGCUGGACCUGGAACUGUCAGUGAACAGCUGCCGCUAUUUUUGAAGACACUUCUUAGAUUGUAACCUUCCAAUUUGACCAAAGCUUUGAAAGACAAUUACCAAGUUUUACUGGUUGUUCACGGCAUUUGCUCAGAACUUUGCCCCAACUUUGGCUUGACUCUGAAAAGCAGUGCCCUGCUUUAUGUGAUACCAAAAGAACACCAGACUAGUAUUGUCAAUGGUUUUGAAAUUUAAAAUAUCAGUACAGUGGAAUUAAAACUAGCAGUAACUUCACUUGUUCAUGCUGUGUAGCUUCCGCAUAAUUCACCAUGUAGUUCUCUACCAAUCUGCCAUUUCCCCUAAACUGCAAAACUUUCUAUGUCGCUGAGCUGAUGCUAUCACUUUUAUUUCUAUAGUAACUAUCUCGGUUUCAAUUAUUUGCAGCCUUUCAUUGAUAUUUCUUCUUGGGAAGCUGACAUGCCCAGGAUCGUGGCCUUAACUUGGCACCUGCUCUAGUGCACACUUCCUGAAAGACCCAAUGGGCUGCCCCCUGCUCAGAGUGCUGGAGGCUAUCAGAGUAAAGUUGCACAAAACACAAAUAACUAUCAGGAUAGGGCAUUAUCUUCAAGAAUGUCUAGGUUCCACUCAAGUCUGUGAGAUGUUCCCAAUUUAUUUGCAUGCCUUGGAAAACAUUAUAGAGAGAGUCUCAUUUCCAAGCUUGCUGCAAAAGGCUGGCUAUCACUUAUCCCAGCCCAGAGGAAUUUCAGUUUCUGCAGGAGGAAGAAUGGGUUACAGCUGAUAUCUUUAACCCAUGGCUCAGUGUUUCUCAGCAGUUAAACUACCACCAUACGUAAUCCCUAUAUCCCAGCAUGAGGGUGAGGCUUACAAAGCCUGUAAAAUUCUUGCCAUCUUUGGUAACUGCAAACGAUUAUAUAGGCUGUAUCUGCUUGUAGUAGAAACGCUCUUGAAGGGCUGCUGUCUGAGAAAUCGAGCCCUGUAUUUGAUGCCUUCUCCUCCAACCAAAAGGCAAAGUUGUGGCAAUAG